Phycodurus eques (leafy seadragon) is the source of this 2347-nucleotide messenger RNA. RefSeq names its product protein Atg16l2-like. Lineage: Eukaryota; Metazoa; Chordata; Actinopteri; Syngnathiformes; Syngnathidae. Gene Ontology annotation, biological process: negative stranded viral RNA replication; autophagosome assembly. Gene Ontology annotation, cellular component: autophagosome membrane. Bases 223 to 1992 code for a protein of 589 amino acids. The transcript is spliced from 18 exons. Gene Ontology annotation, molecular function: protein binding. The record is from RefSeq and is a predicted model, not a curated record.
AUAAAUAAAAGCGCAAACAGGAAGUUAAAUAAAUAAAAACUCAAACGGGAAGGGAGUCUCAAAGCCGAGUGCAACGUCCGAGUUUGAAAGCGAAAGUGGGCGUUGAUUGGCCGACAGUGGCGCACAGGAAAACCAAACCGAAGGAACGCAGCCGGAAGACGAAGGAAGUUGGGAGGCUGGAGCAACUUCACGUUUGCCGUCUGAGAGCGAGAGCCGGCCGCCAUGAAGGACUCGGGGCGGGGAGGAACCCGGACGGAGAGCGAGCUGUGGAAGGCGCACGUCGUCCGGCAACUGCGGCGCCGAGACCGGGAGCAGCACCACAGCUUCCGAGACCUCGUCUGCGCCUACUCUCGCCUGCUGGACCAAAGCGCCGAGACCGACUCGAUCCUCCGAAGCGCAAGACGCGGCGACUCCGGCUGGCCGUCGUGCGUGUGGCUGAAGGCGACCACCGGAGAGUUAGCUUAUCAAGUGGUCGAGAGGCAGCAGGAGAUGAAAAUCAAAGACAACAUUUUGGAGGCUCAACGGGACAGGCUGCUACAGGAAGAGCGCCGCGCGGCGGCCGCGCGGGACGUCCGCCUGCAGCUGCGACUUCGGGCGGAGCGGCUCGGAGGGGAGAACGGGCUGUUGAAGAGCGACUACGACGCCCUGCUGGAGCGUCGGAGGCGAGCCGAGCGCCGUCUCUGCGAGGAGGACGGGAUCGCCCUCAAACGGCAGGCGGCCACCCGGCUCAACCUGUGCAACGACAGACGUUGCAGAGUUCAAGACGUCAACCUGCAGAAAGAUUUGCAGACCGCUACCACUUCGAAGGUCAACGUUGACAUCGAUCGAUUCUCAUUCAGCCUUCCAAACGGGAGAUGUUUAUCAUUAAAGAAAAGGUUUGCAGAAAAAAGUCAAGGGCGCCUGUUGAGGUCAGCCCCAGCUUCAGAAAGUUCUCCGAGGAUCCUGGCGUUCAUCAGAGAACUCUUUGAGAGGAAGCAGGGCCGAUCUGUGCGCGCUUCAGAAGAGGAGGAGCUCGCGCGUCCUGUCAGAGUCCCGAUGUCAGCUCGAGUUCCGAGCCGAGCGCUGCACAUCCUGGAGGCUCACGAGCAAGGCGUCAACGCGGCGGCGUUCUGCUCCAGCUCCGCCCGCCUGGCCAGCGCGGGAACUGACAGGGUGGUCAAAGUGUGGGAGGUCCAAGCAGGCGCCCUCAGACACCAGACCACCCUGGACGGGAGCACGGAAGGUCUGACCUGCGUCCAGUUUGACCCCACGGGUCACAGAAUUCUGGCGGGCUCGUACGACAAAUCUGCUCUGCUGUGGCGUUUGGACCGACCCGUUGCCAAGCUGACCCUGACGGGCCACACCAGGAAGGUGACGGCCGCUCGAUUCAGUCGCCAUCAAGUCGUCACAGGAAGCGCCGACGGGACCAUCAGGAUGUGGGACCUCCAGAGAGCCGCCUGUGUUCGGUUAGCGGAAGUGUCGUCCCACUGCAGUGACGUCGUCUGCUCGGACAAUAUCGCCAUCAGCGGACAUUUUGACCGCAAGAUCCGAUUGUGGGACACCAGGCUGUCCGGCUGCGUCCACCGCCUGUCCGCUCACGACAAAGUGACGUCGUUGGACCUCAGCGCCGACGGCCGGCGCCUGCUCAGCUGUUGCCGUGACGACGGCCUCCGGCUGCUCGACGUCCGCAGGUGGAGCGAUCACGGCGCCCCCUUCAGGAGGAGGAGUUCAGCAAAUACGUGCGGGUUCACUACCGUUUUGUGCGGCAGGGCCGACGGCUUCAAGUGCGCCAGCGACAGCGCCAAAGCGGCCAUCAGCCCCGACGCUCGCUUCGUGGCGGCCGGCUCGGCAGACGGCGCCGUCUACGUUUGGAACGCCUCCACUGGAAACCUGGAGACGCGCCUGGCUGACAAGCACAGCGCGUCCGUCGGCGCCGUCUGCUGGUCGUCGUCCGGCGAGUACGCGGCGAGUGUGGACAAACGGGGGCGGGCCGUCCUCUGGGGUGACAUCUGAAGGCGCGGCGCCGUUUGGAAAACUUUUGUUUUGUUUUAAAGAUGAAGAGAUCUUUGAUUUGGAGGCCACAAGCUGAAUUUGAGACAGUCCACUUGACCGUGGAGCCGAGCCGCCUCCGAUUCUGAUACGAGAUGAUCCCGAGUCAAGAAGUCUUCUCAACUUUGCCGCAUGUCUUUCAGCUUUUUAAGAUACAAAAUGUUUUCUCUUUUUAUGUGACAUUAUUUAUAUGUUCGUACGUUGUCAUGCGCUCCUCACUUUCGGGGACCUUUUUAAUGACUUUUAAGAUUUGUUGUGUCAUGUGAAGAAGAAUAAAAGGAGAGAAAAAGCCUCACCUCUUGCUCCUUGGUGUUUUGAA